Molecule: messenger RNA, 3100 nt
Organism: Myripristis murdjan (pinecone soldierfish)
Lineage: Eukaryota; Metazoa; Chordata; Actinopteri; Holocentriformes; Holocentridae
Gene: cog1
Product: component of oligomeric golgi complex 1
Exons: 15
Coding region: 58-3051 (997 amino acids)
Biological process (GO): intra-Golgi vesicle-mediated transport
Cellular component (GO): COG complex; Golgi apparatus
Source: RefSeq, a predicted model, not a curated record
CUCUUGGACUUCCGGCUUGUAGUUCUCCUGUAGCAGCGCAGUUGUUUUGGAGGUGCGAUGGCCGUGGACCCAGCGCAGUCUCUCCGGGUCGCAGAGAUUAAGGACCCGGCGGUCCUCUUCGAGCGCUACAACACCGAGGAGAUCCGCCGAAUCGAGCGCAAGGUCCGCGGGGAGAUCGAGCAGAAGAAGGAGGAACUGAGGCAGAUGGUGGGCGAGCGGUACCGGGACCUGAUCGACGCCGCUGACACCAUCGGAGAGAUGAGGCAGUGCUCGGAGAGCGUCGUGCAGUCCAUCCAGGACAUGCACCAGUACUGCCACAAGCUCAAACAAGGCAAGAGCAGCGUCACCAGCAGCAAACAGGAGAGCCAGUGGCAGUGGCAGGAGAAGUUCUACACCAUGGCCUCUCAGAUCAAGCUCCUCUUGGAGAUCCCAGAACGCAUCUGGAGCGCCAUGGAGGCGUCACAGUAUCUCCAGGCCACCCAGCUUUACCUGCUGUGCUGCCACCUCCACAGUCUCCUGCAGCUGGAGGCUGCCACAGGAGGCCACUACAGCCCUGUCCUGGCCCGCUUCCCCAUCCUGGUCCGCCAGGUGGCCACCACCGGCCACUUCAGGUCCACCAUCCUCCUGGACAGCAAGUCUCUGCUGCGGGGUCGGGCCGUGUCAGACCAGGCUAUCGCCGAGGCCUUGGUGUCCACCAUGCUGCUGGAGGACAGCUCGCCACGCCAGGCCCUGGCUGACUUCCUGUUGGCCAGGAAGGCCUCCAUCCACCAGCUGCUCAACCAACCACAGCACGGUGCAGGGAUCAAGGCCCAGGUGUGCAGCCUGGUGGAGCUGCUGGUGACCACGCUGUUCCAGGCCUAUGCUGUCUUCUACCUGCCCCCAGAGGGAAGCCCCAGGCCGGGGGAGGGAGCCCUGAGCUGCGGCAUGCUCUUCUCCACCCUGGAGAACGUCACCUCAGGUGCCCCCACAGGUAAAGGGAGGAGGGUGUUGCAGGAGGAAAUGAACACAGGAAGCUGGUUCAAGUACCUACCAUCUUCCAUCUCCGAGUUCCAGCCCGCCCUUCGUACCCUGGCUCAGCCAAUCCAGAGAGAGCAGCUCCGGGACACUCUGCAGCAGUGGAUUAAUACCUGUAAGGAAGACAUCUGCCGUGGCGUGGGCAGCCUGCUGGUCUACGUCAAGAGUCUGAAGGGCCUGGCCGCCAUCCGAGAUGCCGUCUGGGAUCUCCUCUCCACCGACUCCAUCAGUCAGCACUGGAGCACUGUCUGUCAGUGCCUGCUAGAGUGCCCCCUGCUCAUCUGGGAUGACUUCCUGCAACAGCUUUUCCUCCAGCGUCUGCAGGUCAUCACCAAGGAGGAGACUGAAGCCAUCUCAGCAAGCUCCACCCAGCUCCUGUCUUCAGCUCUGAGGGACCUGGAGGCCCAGACGGCCCAUCCUUCGCCACUUACCUCAUCUGGGUCCAGCCCCUGCCCUGGCUCCAGCCGCGGGGCCCAGUACGAGGUGGAUGUGGCCUCCUUCCUGUGGUCGGAGUCUCCGGGGGACCUGCUGAGCGAUGCGGGCUGGGUAAGCGUGACCCAGCGCGGGCAGCAGCAGCAGCGUAGUGGCCUUGCUAUGAAGACCCAGGCCCUGACACCCUGCGUUCAGAACUUCUGCUCCUCCAUGGAUGCCAAGCUGAAGGCCAGGCUGGAUGACCUGCAGCACUACCUCCCUGCCCAGGACAAAGGGUCUGAGUCCACCUCAGUUCUAGUUUCAACCUCUGGAUCCACCGAUGGAGCCUCCAUGUCCUCGUUUGAUCGCUUCACAGACUCGGCGGCAGUGGAAGAGGUCUUGCAGGAGGGCUGCCUGGCCUGCGUUCGCCACAUCCUGUCUUCCAUCCGCUCAGAACUGGCCUUGGCCUCGCCUGACUCAAGCCCCACCCGCCUCAGUUCAGUGCUUUUCAUGGCCAGGUUGUGCCAGUCCAUGGGCGAGCUCUGCCCCAACCUGAAGCACUGCAUCCUGGGAAAACAGAGUAGGGUCGAGGCCGUGGCUAAGGGGACCCCCAGGCAGGGCAGGAAACUGGGAAAAGCCAAGGCUGCCAUGGAGGUUAGCCCUGCCCAGGCCAAGUGGGCGGGUCUGAAGGAGGAGCUCCUCAGCUGCAGCAUGGAGGCCUAUCGCAUCUGGAGCUCCGCCCUCUCCAAAGUGCUGCUGGAUAAGUUUGCCACGGCCCUUCAUGCCGAGUCUGCUGGUGCUAUCCUAACCACAGCCACCGGCUGGGAGGAUCUGGAGAUCCAAGAAGAGACUGAAUCAGGCAGCAGCGUCACAUCCAAAAUCAGACUCCCUGUCCAGCCGUCUUGGUUCGUCCAGUCGCUGUUGUUCCAGUUGUGUCUGGAGGUGAACAGGGUCGGGGGCCACGCCCUGCCCCGGCCCACCCUGCAGGAGCUUCUGCACACCUGCCUCGACAAGGCCAUCCACCACUACCACAGCCUCACACAGAAAACCCAGAACAAAGAGUGUCUGUUCCCUAUGACCCAGAACAGGGCCUUGCAGCUGCUGUUUGAUCUUCGCUAUCUCAGCACCACACUGGGCACCAGACAUGAAGAUGGCAAGAGCUCCCGAUCUCACCAAGACCCCAGGAUCCAGCAGGUCUGUGACUGGCUGGAGAGCUACAUCGACCCCUUCGACCUGGACGUGUUCACACCGCCGCUCAACGCCAACCUCAACCGCCUGUCACAGAGGACCUCGGUGCUCCUGGGCUUGUUGACGGGCUCAGAGAAGCAGUUUGCCUCACGAACCAGCAACGUGAACUCCCAAGAGCCCUAUAACAUCCUGCCGCUGGCCAGCAGCCAGAUCAGGUUCGGCCUGCUGCCUCUCAGCAUGUCCAAUUUGCGCAAAACCAAGUCGGCCACAAGGGGCAGCGACGCCACUCGCUCACUGCAGGCUCCUCCGGCCUCCACGGCAGCCAGCGAUGACACCUUCCGGCCCGGCAGCCUCUUCAGACAACUGGCCGACCACGACCAGGAACCUGCAGCCCCCUCUUUAUUCAAGUUGAGCUGGCUCUCUGGCAUGGCCAAAUAAGCCCUUUUAUCACUGAGGACUUUUUAUUUGCAUUUGCAUAAACUAUGUA